AUGGCGGAGGAACAUCGAUGUCAGACACCGGAAGGCCACCGUCUCUGUGCUAACAACUGCGGCUUCCUAGGCAGCUCCGCCACCAUGAAUCUCUGUUCCAAUUGCUACGGCGAUCUCUGUCUUAAACAACAGCAACAAGCCUCCCUGAAAUCCACCGUCGAAUCCUCUCUCUCCGCCGUAUCUCUAUUUCUUAUUGAAAAAAAAAACAGAGGAGAAGGAGAUGAAACAGCCGAAUCGUUGUACGACGUAGCAGCUUACUUCUUUGGUUUCUAUUUCGGGAAGACUCCUUUGAUGAAACUGUCUCCAAAGAAAACAUGGGAAGGUUUUAUUGGAGCAUUAGUGGCAACUACAAUCUCUGCGUUGCUUGUAAUUUGCAAACGUCUUAGGCCAGUUCCAGUGGCUUACAUGUCCAAGGAAGGCCCUCUGUUCAGGCCAGAGUAUUACCCACUGCCCUCUUGGAUUGCUCCGUUUUCUCCAUGGAAAGAGAUCUCAAUUCUACCAGUGCAGUGGCACGCUUUCUCUCUCGGUCUAUUUGCAUCUGUUAUAGCUCCUUUUGGUGGUUUCUUUGCAAGCGGUUUCAAAAGAGCUUUCAAGAUCAAGGACUUUGGAGACAGCAUACCAGGACAUGGAGGAUUUACUUGCCACAUGGUUAUGGCGAUUUUUGCGUACAUCUACAUACAAUCUUUCAUUGUUCAUCAGGACUACAGUGUGGAGACGAUCCUAGACCAUAUAUCGAGGAGCCUGGGACAUGAGGAGCAGAAAAUGCUUUAUGUAAAGCUGGGAGACAUCCUCCGACACAAAUCGCAAGGCGGGUAUUAA
This is a messenger RNA of Eruca vesicaria subsp. sativa (arugula), 819 nucleotides long. The record is from the annotation of a GenBank genome assembly. Lineage: Eukaryota; Viridiplantae; Streptophyta; Magnoliopsida; Brassicales; Brassicaceae.